Triticum dicoccoides is the source of this 2212-nucleotide messenger RNA. RefSeq lists its product as uncharacterized. Lineage: Eukaryota; Viridiplantae; Streptophyta; Magnoliopsida; Poales; Poaceae. Gene Ontology annotation, molecular function: zinc ion binding; nucleic acid binding. The record is from RefSeq and is a predicted model, not a curated record. The transcript is spliced from 2 exons. The coding region runs from base 756 to 1643 and encodes 295 amino acids.
AAAAUGGUUUACUUAAUUAUCUUUUGUCUUCACUUCCAAUUUAUGUACUUGGUGUUGCAAAAUUAGUUGCACAUGAAAGGUUUGCUUGUCCUAGCUUCAGGUUAUAGGCUAAGAGGAGCCUGUUUGGAUUGGUGGUAUUUUUGAAGAGUUUUGGUAUUUAGUUAAAAUGUGCAAUAAUUAUGGCGGCUCCUAAAAAAUAAAUGCCUCUUAUCCAAACAUCCCCUGAACAACAAAGCAAAGGAUAAAUGGCCAGCACUAUGAUGCUCGGCGAUGGCCGGACAGUACUCUUCUGGGACGACCGAUGGAUAAACGGCCAAUCCGUCCGUGAGAUAGCCCCCAUGCUAUACCAAUUGUUGGGCUGUGUCUUAUCUGUAUUUCAGUGUGUGUGUGUGUGUGUGUGCGCUUAUGGCCCAUGUGGCCCAUGUGGCCCAUGUAACCCUGCAGCCUAUAUAUGUGCUGCCCCCUUGUACAGGAACCCUAACUCCAAUAGAAUACAAUACCAGGCCAUCUUUCUAUCCCAGCCGCCACCCCUCUCUCCCCUGAUUCUACAUGGUGUCAGAGCUUGGGUUCCCAAUCCCAGCAGUGGUGAUGGUGGUUGGCUGGUUGUGCUUGCUGGCGAUUGUCUGAGAGGAGAAGGCUUGUGUGGAAGAAGGAGAGGUGGAAUCCCAGAUCUGAGGGGAGGAGGUAGUACAGAGGUGAAAGUGGGGAGCAGUGGUUGCUGGAGGUUGCUAGUGGUGUGAUUCAAGAUUGGAAAGAUGGGGGACAACCAGGGGUUGGUAAAGGCGUUGGAGAAGCUAGCUGAGCUCAUCACUGUCAAGGCAGAGGGUGUGGCUUCCCCAGGUGCGCUUGUUCCUCAGCCUGAGGUGAUACAGAAAAUAGAACUGAUGCCAAAUGAAAUCAAGAUGGAAGGGGUCACAAACUACCUAAGUUGGUCCAGAAGGGCAUUGCUAAUAUUGAGGACAAAGGGGCUGGAAGGCUAUGUCAGAGGGGAAGUAGAUGAACCGGCGAACAGGGCAAGUGAAGAGUGGAAGAAGUGGAGUGUCAUUGACUCUCUGGUGGUGGCAUGGCUGCUGAACUCCUUGACCCCAUCCAUUGCAGCAGCCGUGGAGACUCUUCCCCAUGCAGCAGAGGUAUGGAAAACCCUGGAAACAUUGUACUCCGGGAAAGGGAACAUAAUGCUUAUGGCGCAGAUUGAGGAUAGAGUAAAUGAGCUAAAACAAGGGGAUAAGUCGGUGAUGGAGUAUGUAGCAGAAUUGCAGCAUUUGUGGGCUGACUUAGACCACUAUGAUCCACUGGAGUUACCACAUUCAGAAUGUAUAGUUGCUACUAAGAAGUGGGUAGAGCGUAGGAGAGUGACGAAAUUCUUGAAGGGACUUAGCUCAGAAUUUGAAGGAAGGCGUGCUGGGUUGUUUCAUCAGCCAAAGCUCCCCUCGCUUGAGGAGGCAGUUGCAGCAAUGGCACAGGAGGAGGUCAGGUUGAAGUUGACCAGGACUGGAGAAGCGAAUGCAUCUCGCUCAGCAUUUACUGUGUCUGAAUGGAAGGAGACAAGAGAGUGCUUCAACUGUGGAGAGAAAGGUCACAUAAGCAUCAAUUGCACAGCACAACGCAGAGAAAUACGUGGUAGGGGAAGAGGUUACAGCUGAGGUGGAUACCGGGGAGUUAGAGGCAGAGGUAACUCGAGGGGUUCGAAUUAUUCCAGUGGCUUCAAAGCAAACUUGGCUAACUUGGCAACGCAAGAAGAAGGGACGUCAACAACCUCUCAAGGGGAGUCGAAGAGUAGAAGCCAGGAGGACAACACCUUCGGGAACUUUGCCCACUUUGUCUACACAGGGGAAGGAGAGGAUGACUGGAAGGAAACUUGGGACAGGAACCAGGCGUAGUGGAUUGUGGUAUAUGGAUCGUGAUGUGUCUAGGUCUGGUGCUAGUCUUAUUUUGGCUGUACUAGUUGGAGUAAGUGAGACAAUGGCGAUGAUCCAUCACUGUCGCAUGGGGCAUAUGGCUUUUGAUAAGAUGAGUAAGAUGUUUCCUGAUGUAAUGCGUGGAGUAGACAAGAGUAAGCUUGUGUGUGAUGCAUGUGAAUAUGCAAAGCACACAAGAAUCUCAUAUUUGAGUAAGGGGCUAAGGAGUAUAUCCCCGUUUAUGCUGAUUCACUCUGAUGUGUGGACAUGUCCUGUUGUUUCUGUUAGUGGAAUGAAAUAUUUUGUGACAUUUA